ACGAAAUAUGCAACUGCAUUUACCAUUGAGGAGCACAUGACCACAUUGGCCAGAAUGCCAGCCACUGCAUUCUUAAGAUACAUCAACUGGAAUGAUUACCUGUUAGAAGCAUGCAAAGAGGUAUUGGUGGACUUGCCAAUGUGGUCACUCCAGUGACCUUUCAGGAAUUGCAGCAUAAUAUUCUGAGCACAGACAAACAAGUGCAAAAGAAUGGCCGCAUUGGAAUUGCACUGUGGGCCGGAGCCCAGGAGUUGUGUGUGGGGUGGAGAGAGAGCUGACCUGCUUGAUAGUUUUGACUCCGAGAUGCAGGAAUGGGAAGAUCAGCUACAGGACAUGCAGAGGAAGAUUGAAGAGUUGUACAACGAGGUCAAAGCACGAAGAGAAGCCAGCGAAAGCAGCACAAGCAAUGUCACAAACAACAAAAGCCUGGACAUUACUUUGCUUCCUGUCAACUCUCAGUAUAGACACCAGGCCAAUGGUUAUCACGAACCCCAUGGUCACCCCAACAACAACCUCCCAAUUCGUCAAUGCGAUGAAGUAAGAGCAGAUCGUUCAGUUAUGCAAAGCCUUGGGUUUCACCACCCCAGUGAUUACUAUAAUGGCUCCAGCAAUUACACACUUAAGUCCCUGAGCAACGACAGCCAUUAUCCUGCCAGUUGUCAUGAUCUUGAAAGGCAAGAUGCCACCCUAGACAUCCUCAAUGGAUAUCUCCAACAGGGCCCGCAUUUUGGAAAGAACUUAGGGAAUCUUGGAAAUCCAAAUGCAAACCCCAAGGUAUAUCCAGUUACACACAGUUAUCAAGAUAGCAUGAAGACUAGCCUGGUGACAAACAGGACUGCCUCAUGUAUAGUUCUGGAUGAGUUUGAGGAGUCUGAGAACAACAAGAACAAGAAAUCAAGUUGGGAUGACUCCCAAGCCCGCCAUGUUAGCUGGAAAGACCCAGUUUCAUCAAACGAGCUUCCCCCUAAAAAUUCAGCUUCCAAACUGGCAAUCAGACAGAGAGAUGCUUCUCCUGUAACCCCUCGUUCCACUUACCAUGAGUCAUCACAACAACCUGACAGGAAGUGCCUCUUGCUUGACAGGAAAUCUGGCAGCCCAUCAGUGUUGCGUAAGUUUGGUGCCAUGUUGCAGGAGAACGAGGGAAAAACCCUGAUAGAGGAUGGUCUUGUGACCACCGUUGUCUCCACUGAAACUCCGAGGCACACCAGCACUCCUAUUUGCCAGAGCAAGUUUGACGCCAAGCGGGCAUCCACACGUGCGCCCGUCCAGAAAUGCCUUGCAAACUGUGACGUACUGGUAACAGAACUGGAGUCCAGCCAGGAGCCUUGGGCAGCUGGUCCUUCUAGACACCUCCUGAAUGGAGACAGAGACAUAUCACAAGGCGCCUCCAGGGCCAAAAACCCACAAAGCAGGCUUCCAGGGUGA
This is a messenger RNA of Rhinichthys klamathensis goyatoka, 1425 nucleotides long. RefSeq lists its product as uncharacterized. The transcript has 6 exons. Lineage: Eukaryota; Metazoa; Chordata; Actinopteri; Cypriniformes; Leuciscidae. The record is from RefSeq and is a predicted model, not a curated record. The coding region runs from base 211 to 1425 and encodes 404 amino acids.